CAAAAACAAAAGAGGGGUCGAAGGAAAAAGCGUAGUAACAAAGUGCGUUGCUAAAUUAAUUAAUAAAAUUCGCCGUGUGUGCGCAUUUUGGUGGCGAAAAAUAACAUGGAAAAUGUGCCCGUAAAAAUAGUUGAACGUUACAAACCACCGCCGCCCGUCUACCAAUUGCCACAGACCGUUGUCAACCGAUUGCAACAAUACAGUGAGAACUAUUAUGACGAACAUCCAGACUACCAAUAUGACUUCCAGCUGGAGCGCGAUGUGCUUAGCAAAGCGCAACGUUGGCGUCAGUUGCGGCACCAGCAGCAGGAGGAACGUCACCAGCGUCAGGAGCGACGCAACCUUGCGUUCCAGCGGGCUAUCGAGGCACAGCAAAAGGAAAUGUUGGGCGCCGUCGAGUAUCCGAGUGCAGCAGAUCUGUCAUCCGAUAGCGAAGAUGAAGAAACGUGUGGCGGUAAGGAAACCCAACUCAAAGAGGUGGCAGCAGCUACAGCAACAGCAACAACAACAGAAACGUCAAUUAGUGGCAGUGAGUCACAUGACGACAACAACAAACAAACGGCCGUGACCGUGGAACCAAAGUCAAUAAACCCAUAUAGUUUCCAUACAAUUCUGCAGCCCACUGUGCUAAGCGGCGCGACAACGCAAGCGACAACCACAACGCUGCAUAAACGCAACAGCUCGCUGAACUAUGCAGAUUUCGAAUACAACAUGAACUCCACGCCAUUCGAUAUAAUCGAGCUAAAAACCAUCAACGACUUGGAUGUGCUCGCCCAAGUGCUGCACAAUACGCAGCUGAAGGCGCAGACUGUGGAGGGGGAAACGGAGGAGGCGGUGCCAGCAACCAUAAUAACGCAGUCAGAUACCAAAGCCACUGACAAUUACUCAGCAGACAUUCCAGCCACCCAACCAGUGGAGACGCAACCUCAGGCUACGCCGAACUGUAACAAUUAUGCGCCACUCUAUUCCCAUGCAGCCACGCCCACAUCGAUGUCGUCGCCUUACACGCUGCCGCCUCUCCAGCAGCAUCUCCAAGCUUAUCAGAUGGGCUACAACCAGCAUUAUUAUUAUCAGCCCCAGCUUUAUAGCAAUCAAAAUUAUCUAAUGACUCAGCAACAGCCACAGCCACAGCCUUAUGUCAAUGGUUAUGGCACGCCCACGCAUCAGCCUCAGCCGCUUGCCUCCACACUCGUGUCGACCACAUUGGCCGCUUCCGAUGUGGAUGCUGCACUCAAGUCCAAAAGCGUCCCAGAUAUUUUACGUGAGCUGAAGACGGAACUGCAGCCGGAGAAGCGACGUGCGCGCAACAACAGCCACAAUUCGGAGCAGAUGCACAAUCCGGACAGUCUUCAGUCCCUGCCCCGCCUCAACGUCUUCAGUGAGCUGGCUGUGCCGGCCCAGAAACUCGCCCAAAGCAUCAGUGGUAUGGGAUUCCCGCUGGAGCGUGUGGCCAAGGUUGUGAGCAUUUGCGGAAUUGACGAUAAGAAGAUAAUCGAACAUUUGAUACCCUUAAGCGAGCUGGUGGAUCUCGGUUUUGAUGAAACAAAAAUCUCGGCUGCGCUUUUGAAAUUCAACAAUAAUAAGGAUAAGGCGCUAGACUAUUUAAUUAACUAGUUCAAUUUUUUGAUAUGGCAUGAAACAAUACACGCUCGUCAUUAUACACAUAGCUAUAAAGUUA
Molecule: messenger RNA, 1678 nt
Organism: Scaptodrosophila lebanonensis
Lineage: Eukaryota; Metazoa; Arthropoda; Insecta; Diptera; Drosophilidae
Product: ubiquitin-associated protein 1
Exons: 2
Coding region: 106-1614 (502 amino acids)
Biological process (GO): ubiquitin-dependent protein catabolic process via the multivesicular body sorting pathway
Cellular component (GO): ESCRT I complex
Molecular function (GO): ubiquitin binding
Source: RefSeq, a predicted model, not a curated record